Fusarium sp. VM40 is the source of this 1131-nucleotide messenger RNA. NCBI's taxonomy places the organism in Eukaryota, Fungi, Ascomycota, Sordariomycetes, Hypocreales, Nectriaceae. The record is from the annotation of a GenBank genome assembly.
AUGAACAAUUAUACCACCCCUUCGGAUAAUACAGUACUAGUCCUCGACAGUGUAGGCCAACCGCUGAGAACAGAAGUCCGUCCGAUCCCCAAAGCAGGUUAUGGCAGCGUUGUGAUCCGCGUUCUCGCUGCCUCAAUCCGAGCCAACUCACCAAGCGUAUACGAAGAUCCUGAAAGUGGCCACCCUCUUCCCAUUCCCUUCGUUCCAGGCUUUGCAGCUAUUGGGAAGAUUCACGAAGCCGGCCCUGACGCAUCAAGGCUGAAGCCCCGCCAACUUGUGUUUUUUGACCCCUACAUUCGAGGGAGGGAUAACGACGAGGCUAUAUACGUGAGUGGGCUCAUGCAUUGGUAUAACGAGGCAAGUGGCAAACUGGCGAAGGAUAUAUGGCGCGAUUCUACCUACGCCCAGUAUGCUCGAGUUCCACUGGAGAACUGCCAUCCACUAGACGAGCGGCUUCUGGCAUCUCUAGAGGAUGGCGGGCUGGAUUACACCAUCGAAGACCUUACACAUAUGUUCAGCAUGUUGAUCCCAUUUGGUGGACUUGCCGACAUCGACGUCAAAGCUGGGGAAACCAUCAUAAUCGCACCAGCUACUGGACGCUACGGAAGUGCAGCUGUCCACCUUACUCUGGCUAUGGGAGCCAAGGUCAUAGCGGUGGGUAGAAAUACACGCGUCCUGUCAGAGAUUUCAGGUAUCAGUUCUCGAGUCAGGACAGUCCAGCUUUCGAAUGAGGUCGAAGAAGAUACGAACGCGAUUAUGGCAGCUGCCCAAAAUCCAAUCGAAGCCUUCUGGGAUAUGUCACCCAUGGCAGCUAGCGCGUCAUCUCACUUCCAGAGCUGCCUAAGAGCUUUGAGUAUUGGCGGCCGAGUUAGUAUUAUGGGAGCCGUUUCUCCUGAUGUCGGAUUUGGGUAUAUGGAUAUAUUGGUACGAGGGCUGACGAUAAAGGCGACUUUGAUGUGCACAAUGGAGCAGACCAAGAGGAUGAUUAGAAUGGUUGAGACAGGAGUUCUGCCUCUUGCAACGAGGGCUAAGAUGGGAAAGGUAAAGACCUUUGGCCUGCCACAGUGGGGGCAGGCCUUUAACUAUGCAAGGGACCAUAAAGAACCUGGUGAGGUUGUUUUCAUUCCAUGA